Molecule: messenger RNA, 1635 nt
Organism: Pedinophyceae sp. YPF-701
Lineage: Eukaryota; Viridiplantae; Chlorophyta; Pedinophyceae
Source: the annotation of a GenBank genome assembly
AUGGCAAUGCGGAGGGCGCUUGGACUCCUCGGGCGCAGCGCCCGCGCCGUGGGGGGCGCGCUCGCCGUGGAAGGCGAGCGUGCGGGCCUGCAGGCGACGCGCAUGGUGACUAGCAGCACUGCCCAGUUCGCCCGGGCCACCAACCCGGCGCUGGCCAAGGCCACCAAGGCGGCCAAGGCUGCCCAGGCCGCCCCCAGCGAGUCGUCGCUGCCGGAGGGCAUGGGCGAGGUCACUCAGGUUGUGGGUGCCGUCGUGGACGUGAAGUUCCCCGGCGGCGAGCUGCCCCCGAUCAUGACGUCCCUGGAGGUCCAGAACCACGAGGUUCGGCUCGUGCUCGAGGUCGCGGCCCACCUGGGCGAGAACAACGUCCGCUGCAUUGCCAUGGAGGGCACGGACGGCCUCACCCGCGGCCAGCACGUCCUCAACACGGGCUCCCCCAUCAAGGUUCCCGUGGGCCGCGAGACGCUGGGCCGCAUCCUGAACGUCAUCGGCGAGCCGAUCGACGAGCAGGGCCCGAUCCCGGCGAAGACGUUUUUGCCCAUCCACCGCGAGGCGCCCGAGUUCGUGGAGCAGUCGACGGAGCAGGAGAUCCUGGUGACGGGCAUCAAGGUGGUGGACCUGCUCGCGCCGUACCAGCGCGGCGGGAAGAUCGGGCUGUUUGGCGGCGCGGGCGUCGGGAAGACGGUGCUGAUCAUGGAGCUGAUCAACAACAUCGCCAAGGCGCACGGCGGGUUCUCGGUGUUCGCGGGCGUGGGCGAGCGCACGCGCGAGGGCAACGACCUGUACCACGAGAUGAUGGAGUCGGGCGUGAUCAAGACGGGCGCGCAGCAGGCCGAGAGCAAGUGCACGCUGGUCUACGGGCAGAUGAACGAGCCCCCGGGCGCGCGCGCGCGCGUGGCGCUCACGGGCCUCACGAUGGCCGAGUACUUCCGCGACGCGGAGGGGCAGGACGUGCUGCUCUUCGUCGACAACAUCUUCCGCUUCACGCAGGCCAACUCGGAGGUGUCGGCGCUCCUCGGGCGCAUCCCCUCCGCCGUCGGGUACCAGCCCACGCUCGCGACCGACCUCGGCGGCCUCCAGGAGCGCAUCACGACCACCUCGAAGGGCUCCAUCACGUCGGUGCAGGCCGUGUACGUGCCGGCCGACGACCUGACGGACCCGGCCCCGGCCACCACCUUUGCCCACCUCGACGCGACGACGGUGCUGUCGCGCCAGAUCGCCGAGCUGGGCAUCUACCCGGCGGUGGACCCGCUCGACUCGACCUCACGGCUGCUGAACCCGCGCGUGGUCGGCGACGAGCACUACGGCGUCGCGCGCUCGGUGCAGAAGGUGCUGCAGGACUACAAGAACCUGCAGGACAUCAUCGCGAUUCUGGGCAUGGACGAGCUGUCCGAGGAGGACAAGCUCACCGUGUCGCGCGCGCGCAAGGUGCAGCGCUUCCUCUCGCAGCCGUUCCACGUCGCGGAGGUGUUCACGGGCUCCCCCGGGCGCUACGUCGACCUCAAGGACACCAUCUCGGGCUUCAAGGACCUCAUCGCCGGCGCCUACGACGACCUCCCCGAGCAGGCCUUCUACAUGGUCGGCGGCAUCGACGAGGUCAAGUCCAAGGCUGCCAAGCUCGCCGCCGAGGCCUAA